AUGAUUUUCUCUCAACCAUUUUGUCAAAAUAUCUCAACAACACCUCCAGCUUUAAAUAGUCCUAUACAAUAUGAUUCAUUUCCACAUACAGAUGACAAUCAUUUAGUUACACGAAAAUUAUUAUCAUCUGAUGAAACAGAUACUUUAAUGCAAAAAUCACCCAUUUCUACUGUUGGUGAACAUAAUCAACUUCAGAACUUUCAGUCAGCUGCGCUAAGAAAUGAAGAGUUCAGUUUAAUACAAAUGAAUGAUGUUCCAAAUCAAAAUGUUUCAAGAAGCAAUACAAUAUUACCACCUGUAAGUAAUAUACUGAUGCCAAAUAAUAUACAUAUUAUGUCAGGUGAUAAGAAACACAUAACAAAUUCGUAUUAUUCUUCUGUUGUUGCAUCAAUAUCAUCAUCUUCACCUUUGAAUUAUCCUGAACUGAUUUAUCAAAUAAAAAUCUUAUAA
Molecule: messenger RNA, 450 nt
Organism: Schistosoma mattheei
Lineage: Eukaryota; Metazoa; Platyhelminthes; Trematoda; Strigeidida; Schistosomatidae
Source: the annotation of a GenBank genome assembly